Messenger RNA from Octopus sinensis (East Asian common octopus), 1060 nucleotides. Its product is annotated as V-type proton ATPase subunit E. NCBI's taxonomy places the organism in Eukaryota, Metazoa, Mollusca, Cephalopoda, Octopoda, Octopodidae. The coding region runs from base 132 to 812 and encodes 226 amino acids. The transcript is spliced from 9 exons. Gene Ontology annotation, cellular component: proton-transporting two-sector ATPase complex, catalytic domain. Gene Ontology annotation, molecular function: proton-transporting ATPase activity, rotational mechanism. The record is from RefSeq and is a predicted model, not a curated record. Gene Ontology annotation, biological process: proton transmembrane transport.
CAAACGUUCCAAUCUCCUUUGAAGGUCAAAUUCCGUCGUCACGAGAUUCUUGCAGUUUCUUCUUCCACAGAAGAUAUUUUCUUUGAAUUUCUUUUUCUCUAAUUUUGGGUCCAAGUUUUAAAUCCGCAAAAAUGGCUUUGAGUGAUGCCGACGUUCAAAAACAAAUUAAACAUAUGAUGGCCUUUAUAGAACAAGAGGCUAAUGAAAAGGCUGAAGAAAUUGAUGUAAAGGCAGAAGAAGAAUUUAAUAUUGAAAAAGGCCGUUUGGUUCAACAACAAAGAGUAAAGAUUCUGGAAUAUUAUGAACGUAAAGAAAAACAAGUUGAGCUUCAAAAGAAAAUCCAAAGCUCAAAUCUUUUAAACCAAGCACGUUUGAAAGUCCUCAGAGAUCGAGAAGAGCAUAUAAAAGACGUUUUAGAAGAAGCUCGUCGUCGUCUUGGGCAGGUGACAAAUGAUAAACACCGUUACAGAGGUAUUCUUGAAGGACUCAUUACACAGGCUCUAUUCCAACUUCUUGAGACUAAUGUAAUUAUCAAAUGCCGUGAACAAGAUGUAAAUUCAGUCAAGGAAGUUUUACCUCAGUGUCAAGAGAACUUCAAGGCUGCUACUUACAAAGAUGUAAAAGUAACUAUCAGUACAGAUAGUUUUCUAUCCAGUUCAGUAUCUGGUGGAGUGGAAGUCUUUGCCCAACAAGGAAAAAUCAAAGUUGUCAAUACUUUGGACAAAAGACUUGAUCUCAUUAGCCAACAGAUGUUGCCACAAUUGAGAGAAAUACUUUUUGGGAAGAAUGUUAAUCGCAGAUUCUUGAAUUAGUUAUCCUUUUAAAGUUAAUCGGUUUUUUUUUAAUUCUUCAAAGCGUUCCAUUGUUUGGGUCAUUAGUCAGAUGAGACUUUUUUUUUUUUUUUUUACGUGUAAUAUAAAGUCUGAUUAAUUCUAGAUCUUACAUCUCAAAAUUAUUAAUCAUUGUUUUUGAAAUUGAUUGGAUCACAUACAAUCCUACUUUUAAUUCUAGUUGUGAUUUCAAUUAUAGAUUUUUGUUCAUUCCAAAUUUUAUUUUUGAU